AUGCUUUCAAACAAGCAGAGUGAACAUGAAGUAAAAGAUUGGUAUAUGUCUGCUUUAGGUACAUUUUUAUCGUCAUCCAUGAAAGAACGAUUAUGGCAAUUGGAACCAGCAGAAUGGUCUGCAUUUUUACAACCUUAUGGAGCAAAUAAUCAUGUUGAAUUAAUGGGAAAAUUUUUGGCCAUAUUUAUUCUAAUUGAUGAUGAAAUCGUUGAAGGAAAAGCCUCACAACAACAAAGUAUAGCGUUACAGCAACUGUUGAUAUUUGGUGAAAUAUGGAAAUUGGCAUUUCAACGACGAAAUGGCCAUCAAACAGCAAGCAAGAGUUUAGCAACGAAAAUUCAUGAAAUUGCAUUAAAAACGAAUAUUGCUUUGUUAGAACCAUGUUUCAAUGCGUGGUCUGCUAUCGCCGAUAGUUAUGUGAGAUUAGGUGCAGACGAAGCCUGGUGUAAUAGGAUGUGUAAUGCAAUACAAGAAUGGAUUGAAUUAGGAAUUAGAGAAGUAGUAGGAAAGCAACGUAUUAAACAAUCAUCGUCAUUAUUAGAUUUACUAACAAAUAUUCCUGUUACUCUCACUUCAUAUGACCAUCCGUCUCCUCACCAGGCAGUAAUGGGAAAAACAGCGACUGUUAACAUGGGUGGCUUGUCUCUAUUGGAAAUUCUCAUACGACAAAGAAUAGCCACAAUUGGUGUACCGAUGAUGUCACUAUUGUUAGAGCAAUCAUGUGGUCUCAAUUUAUCCUCUAUCGAUUCUUUAUUACGUCCUUCGAUCGAUGUAGUAGCAAUCACGUCUUCAUUGGUCAAUGACCUGAUUGGGAUGGCAAGAGAUUUAAGAGGUGAACCGAAUUUUGUAUUGGUUUAUCGUCAAAUAUUUAAUUGUUCAUUGCAACAAAGUAUUCGUUUUGCUCUUGCAUUACACGAUUUGACUAUAAAAAAAUUUGAUCAAAAUGUUCAAGACAUACUCCAAUCAUUGCCAUCUCCUUCUUUACAGCAUCACGUUGCGAUUUACAUGGAGCGUUUACGUAUGUUAGUUCGUGGUUAUGCUCAUUGGCAUCAUCAUUCAGAUCGGUACAAAAAUCUUAUUGCAUUAGAUGAAACACAUAAACAAAUAUUAAUAUUUUCUGUUGCCGAUGGUCAAAAUCAACGUUACAAUGCGUUACAGGAUGCAUUGAAACAAUAUGAAUCGCAUACGAUGAUAAACGAAGCUCUUUAA
Messenger RNA from Rotaria sp. Silwood1, 1209 nucleotides. NCBI's taxonomy places the organism in Eukaryota, Metazoa, Rotifera, Eurotatoria, Philodinida, Philodinidae. The record is from the annotation of a GenBank genome assembly.